Molecule: messenger RNA, 1962 nt
Organism: Lachancea sp. 'fantastica'
Lineage: Eukaryota; Fungi; Ascomycota; Saccharomycetes; Saccharomycetales; Saccharomycetaceae
Source: the annotation of a GenBank genome assembly
AUGUCAGAGUUCUCCAAUGAGCACAACUAUGGUGUUGUUAUUGAUGCUGGUUCAUCAGGCUCCAGGGUCUACGUGUACAAGUGGGAGGACCCCAGCUUCACUGCUGAUCAAGCUAAUGAGGAAGAACAACAUUCUGUUCCCAAAAUAUACUUAGACAAAGAAUGGACUUAUAAGAUUACACCAGGUCUCUCAUCUUUCUCCUCAAAGCCUAAACAGGCCUUCAAAAAGCAUAUCAAACCUUUGCUCGAAUUCGCUGAGCGAAACGUUCCUAAGGAACGAUUGCAUUCCACACCUGUAUUUAUCCAGGCCACGGCUGGCAUGAGACUUCUCCAAGAAAAGAAAAGGGCAGCUAUAUUGAAUAAUCUAUGUUAUGAAAUGAAAAAGUUCGAUAGCUUCACGAUAGAGGAUUGUGAGUCUCAAAUUCAAAUUAUUGAUGGAGAAACGGAAGGGCUUUACGGUUGGAUUGGACUAAAUUACCUACUUGGAAAUUUUAAUGAUUAUCGCACUGAGAGUGGCAGCUCUCACAAGUCAUCUGGCUUCAUGGAUAUGGGGGGUGCCUCCGCGCAAAUAGCUUUCGUACCGAGUAAUGAAGCGGAAGUUGAAAGACACGAUGAUGACAUCUCUACAGUGACUCUAAGAAGUGUCAAUGGUGACGCACAGAACUGGAGAGUUUUCGUGAGCACCUGGUUAGGUUUUGGUGCGAAUCAAGCUCGGAGCAGGUAUCUAGCUCAGGCCGUCAACAGCCUUUCUGAAAAUACCAACGACGACGAUGACGACGAUUAUACUACGCGCACGCUCACUGAUCCGUGUAUGCUCAAGGGUUCCUCUAGCGAAUUCAAGUUCAAAGGCCGAGACUUCAAAGCCUUUGGUUCCGGAAAUUACGAACAUUGCUCGAAAUCAAUUUUUCCCCUACUUCGUAAAAGCACCCCUUGCAGAGAGGAACCUUGUCUAUUUGACGGAGUUCAUGCACCAGCAAUCGACUUUUAUAAAGACAAAUUCGUUGGAACAUCGGAAUUUUGGUAUACAGCAAAUGAUGUCUUCCAGACUGGAGGUGAAUACAAUUUCUAUGAAUUUAGCCGCGAAGUCAAAGAGUUUUGCGAAACUGAUUGGAGUGAGAUUGAAAAACUGAGCAAAUCUGGAAGAUUUAAGGAUCUGUCUCCAAAACUUCUUUUAGACAGCUGCUUCAAGGCCAAUUGGAUUCUCUCUGUAUUACAUGAAGGUUUUGAGAUGCCAAGAGUCGGCAUUGAGGUACCCAAUAACGACGACAAAGACGCAAAUGUUGAUACGGAGAAGGUGGUCGCUGCUGCUGCUGCUUUCCAAAGCACUGAUUCCGUUAAUGGGCAUGAGCUCUCAUGGACACUGGGUAAAAUCGUACUGUAUGUCUCUGCACUGGUUGCAGAUGGUCAGAGCAGUGUAUCGGUUGGAAUUAAGCCCAGCGCUAAUGACAUGAAUAAGUUCAACAAAAAAUUUAUCCCUGGAGCGACCGGUUUAGUCAAAAAUGGGAACAAUGUCUUUCUACACUCGUGGUUGUCUGUUUUUAUGUUUUUGCUUAUGAUUUCUUUUGUCUCUGCUCUGGUAGGACGCAAAGUCCUCAAGCGGAAUCCCGGCUUGGCCAAAUCUUUCGCCUUGUUAGUCGCCAAUAUGAAAGCCAAAAUAGCUAGACUACAGUACAAGGCACUGUCCUCUGCCGAUUCAUUGAGCAAUUUGGAAGAGGGUCUUUAUUUUAAGCCGACUAGAAGCAGCGACGAGAGAGACGGUUUUCAGGUUCGCAGCAGGAGUAUGUUCAACCUCGAGGAAGCCAGACAUGGACAAAAAGAAAGCUAUCAGUUGGAAAAUCGUGUUCCUUUGGACCAAAGCUUACCUGAGCGUGUUAAGCUACGCACCGCUUUUUCUUUGGCGGACUUCGGCAAAUUUAUCAGGUCUGCUGCCCCAAACAAGAAGAAUGAACUAUCGAGCAUUUAG